AUGGAAGAGGUUCAAAAGAAAAGAAAAUCUAGAUGGGGGGAUGCAGAGAAGAAAGCCGAUAAUAAUGAGGCAGCCAAAAUGAUUGAAUUGACUAAAGCAGUGGAACAGAAUAGAACUAUUGAUACAAAUGUGUUUCUAAGCAAAACAAGUAAUAAUAUUUUAGAAAAUUUGAACUUGAAUAGAGCACCCAAUUUAGUGAAUCCCAUAACAAGUUUACCAACCCAGUUCCCAACGACUACUCAAAAUUUCGCGGCAUUUUCUCCAGCCAUCCAUUUAAGUAUAUUAAAAGCAACUGAAGCAGCUAAAUUAGCUAUAGAAAGGGCAAAAAGGGCUAGUAGGCUUGAGGAGAGUGCUAAACAGAACCUAAGAAAAGUAGAUUUUAUACCUAAACCUUUAAAAUUUGAUGAACAAGGUAGAGAAAUAGAUGAAGAAGGAAAUGUUAUUAAUAUAAAACCCAUAACGUAUUCAACCCUAAAAGUGAAUAUUAAUAAAUUAGAAGAAAAUAAUAUUUUAAAAAAGAAAAAUGAUUUAUUAAAUAAAAAUAAUGAAGAAAAUUUAAAUGAAGACAUAAAAUGGUUUGAUUCUAGAAUAAAAAGUGUUCGUAAAAAAAAAAGAAAAAAUGCUUUUAAUUUUGUUACACCUGGUUCCCUUGUUAAGUUAGCAAAUUCUAGAAACUAUAAUAGUAAAUCUCAGAUGAAUUUUGAUUUGAAAAAAUUUAUGCAAGAUAAAAAAAAUGUGCAAACAUUCCAAGAAAUGUCUUUAAACUUUUUAAAUAAUGAUCUAAAUGAUAAUGUCAACCCGAACUUAAUAGAUAUUAAUAAAAAAAAUGUGACAAAAAAGGAGUGGAAUGAGGAAGAAAAGUAUAACAUGAUGGAAAAGUGGGAUUUAGUUCUAUUUAAAAAAAUAGAAAAUAAAGAAAAUUUGAAAGAGUACAUUGAUGAACAAAAGGCUCUUUGGCAAGGGAAAUUACAAAUGGAUAACAGUACAUUAUGUCAUAACGGAACUAACAACAGUUCCCAUGCAGAUGAAAAAAUAGAACAAAAUUUAAGCGUACAGGAAGAUUCCUUAACCAAAGGAGAGAAAAAUAAUAAUAAAGAUCUUUCUGAAUAUGUUAGCAGCACAUGUAUGGAAGUAAACAAAUUGGUACAUAAGCAAAGUGAGAACAUGCUGUUGUUACAAAGUAAUGAAAUCAUAAUUAAUGAUGAAUUGUAUAAGAUAAACUUUAAAAGGAUAACAAAUUAUAUAGAACACCCAGUUUCAUUGAACGAAGAUAAGAAAGAAGAAAAGACCACACCACACAUGUUCUUAACACCCUUAGAAAGAAAAAAGUUAAGAAAAAGGAAAAGACAAGAAAAGGAAAGAGAAAAACAAGAUAAAAUUAGAAUCGGGUUAAUUCCGCCACCUCCUCCUAAGAUGAAAUUAUCAAAUUUAAUGAGAAUUCUUGGAGACAGUGCUGUUUCGAAUCCUUCUAGAAUAGAACUAGAAGUAAGAGAACAAAUGAAAGAAAGAGAAUUGAGACAUUUUAAACAAAAUCAACAAAGAAAAUUAAAUCCAGAAGAAAAAAGCAAAAAAAAAAUGAAUAAAUGGAUAUGUGAUCCUAAUGAAGAAAAUGAAGUCCUAGUUAUUUAUAUUACAAAUUUGUCAAAUAAAAAACAUAUAUUCAAAAUAGAUAUAAAUGCACAGCAGUUGCAUUUAACGGGAGUCUGCUUUAUGUCCGUUCUGUAUAAUUUUAUUAUUGUUGAAGGGAAGCAUAUUUCCAUUGAGAGAUACAAAAGAUUAAUAUUUAGAAGAAUAAAGUGGAAUGAAGAUGAAUACGACAAUGAUGAGGACGAUGAUGAGGAUGAAGAUGAAGAUGAGGAAGAAGGUGGGGGGGGGGAGGUGCGAAGAGGAAGAGGCGGAAGGGGAAUUGAACAGGAUCAAAAUAAUAGUAAUGAUGAAGAAAAAGGAGAUCGAAAUAAAAUAAAAUCCAGUUUUGAUACUAAUGAAGAUUAUCCUACUGAUAAUACAAAUGUUCACAUGAAUCAGGGUUGUCGUUGUACCCUAAUUUGGAGUGGAACUGUAAAGAAGAAGAACUUUCUUAACUGGAAGAUGAUAAUUGCAAAAACGGAAUUAGAAAUAACGGAUUAUUUACAAAAGCAUGAUGCACUGCACUAUUACCACAUAGUCAGAAAGCAAAGAAAUGUCUUGGGCGAUGUUUAA
This is a messenger RNA of Plasmodium gonderi, 2199 nucleotides long. Its product is annotated as U4/U6 small nuclear ribonucleoprotein PRP3. The record is from RefSeq and is a predicted model, not a curated record. The transcript has a single exon. Lineage: Eukaryota; Apicomplexa; Aconoidasida; Haemosporida; Plasmodiidae. Gene Ontology annotation, cellular component: U4/U6 x U5 tri-snRNP complex. Gene Ontology annotation, biological process: mRNA splicing, via spliceosome. The coding region runs from base 1 to 2199 and encodes 732 amino acids.